AUGCGUACACACACAUUAUUCGCAGUAGCACUCGCUAGUUUCUUGAUCUAUUUUUCAAACGCAUCCGCCGUUGCACCCGUUGAUGGUGUAUUGGCCACUGUCGUCCCUGGAGGCACUGGAAGUCUAGUAGGCACUGCUGCUGGUUUAGUUGCUCCUGCUACAGGACCAAGCCCUGAUAGAAAGAAGAAGAAGAGAAGUGGAUUACCUCUUGCUGGCGCUUUACCAGCUGGCAUUGUCCCGGGUCUCAGCGUCGCUGGCUUAGGCAAUGUUGCUCCCAAGGGUGGAAAGCAAUCUACUGGCGGUUUACUCGAGAAGCGCGGCCUUGUUGGUGGGUUACUGGGUGGCGAUAGUGACAAAGGUGUAGGAUCUAGCCGUAGUGUUCGCUCUAAUGACCGUCAUGGUGACCGAUGGGACGAUGAAGUCACCAAGCGUAGCAAUAUUCAGGAAAGAGAUCUCUUGGGCGGCGGUUUGCCUGUGGUUGGCGGUUUACUAGGUGGCGGCAAAACUGCCAAAAAGAACACUGCUAAGCAAGCAGCAGUGACAAGCGGCAAGGGAAGUCGUGCUCGUAAACCCAGUGGUGGCCGUGGUCGUGCACGAAGCCAAGAAAAUGUGCAACCAGCUGCCAACAAGGCCUCUGGAGGCGGUCUAUUGGGAGGAGGUUUACCUGUUGCUGGAAGUCUUUUGGGUUAG
Molecule: messenger RNA, 690 nt
Organism: Mucor velutinosus
Lineage: Eukaryota; Fungi; Mucoromycota; Mucoromycetes; Mucorales; Mucoraceae
Exons: 1
Coding region: 1-690 (229 amino acids)
Source: RefSeq, a predicted model, not a curated record